ACACUCUUCCUCACUCAAUUAACCCACUCAGACUCCCUCUUCCUCUCUCACUCUCUUUCAUGCUCUGCUCAUCCAAGAACCAGAGCAUGGAGCGUUACAUUGUUGCUGGCUGCUUCUUACUCUUCUCCAUUUUCGUUUUCGCAGAGGCGGGUUCAAUAGGAGUGAACUAUGGACGUAUUGCGAACGACCUACCUUCAGCAACCAAAGUGGUGCAGCUUGUGAAGUCUCAGGGCAUUGAACGGAUCAAAGUAUUCGACGCAGAUCCAGCUGUUCUCAGAGCUUUAUCCGGUUCCGGAAUCAAAGUCACCGUCGACUUACCCAAUGAGCUUCUCUUCGCCGCCGCCAACCGCGUGUCUUUCGCCAACUCUUGGGUACAGAAAAACAUCGCUGCUUACUAUCCAGGUACCCAAAUCGAAGCCAUUGCCGUGGGCAACGAAGUCUUCGUUGACCCUCACAACACCACCAAGUUUCUUGUACCUGCAAUGAAGAAUAUCCACCAAGCUCUUGUCAAGUAUAAUUUUCACUCUGCCAUUAAAGUCUCUUCACCAAUAGCUUUAAGUGCUUUACAGUCUUCUUACCCCUCUUCAGCUGGAUCUUUCCGAACCGAAUUAAUACAACCCGUUUUUAAGCCCAUGUUUGAUUUCCUUCGCGAAACUGGGUCAUUCCUCAUGGUCAAUGCGUACCCAUUUUUCGCCUAUGAGUCAAACUCUGACGUCAUCCCUUUAGAUUACGCUUUGUUUCGGGAGAACCCCGGUGUUGUGGAUGCAGGUAAUGGGUUACGUUAUUUUAGCCUCUUUGAUGCUCAAAUCGACGCCGUUUUUGCUGCAAUGUCGGCUCUUAAGUACGACGAUCUCAGAAUGGUUGUUACUGAAACGGGUUGGCCUUCAAAAGGAGAUGAAAAUGAAUUGGGUGCAAGUGUUGAGAACGCCGCCGCGUACAACGGUAAUCUUGUCCGUAGAAUCUUGACGGGUGGUGGGACCCCUUUGAGACCAAAGGCGGAUCUGACCGUUUAUCUCUUUGCUCUUUUUAACGAGAACAAGAAAAACGGUCCCACCUCGGAGAGAAAUUACGGGCUCUUUUAUCCAAGUAAGCAAAAGGUUUAUGACAUUCCAUUCACUUUGGAAGGGUUGAAGAAUUACCACGGCCAUCAGUCUCCAGUUACCGGUGGCCAACCAGUGGCGACGCCUGGCAACCGCGGAGGUGUGUCGAAGAGUACUACAGGGAACACUUGGUGUGUGGCAAAUGGUGAAGUGGGAAAAGAGAAACUGCAGGCAGCUUUAGAUUUUGCCUGCGGUGAGGGAAAAGCUGAUUGUCGUCCGAUCCAGCCGGGUUCAUCUUGUUAUGAUCCGAACACCUUGGAAGCCCAUGCAUCGUUUGCGUUCAACAGUUACUAUCAGAAGAUGUCGCGUGCGGGUGGUUCCUGUUAUUUUGGCGGUGCUGCCCACGUUGUUACUCAGCCACCUAAGUAUGGAGCUUGCGAGCUUCCAACUGGAUAUUGAGAAGGGAAGAGAGAUAUGCAGAAGGGUGAAGUGUUGUUAUCCUGAGAGGGAUUAGUACUAAUUUUAUUGUAGCUGGUUUUGGUUUUACUUCACAUAUUUUUGGGGUGUCGCUAAUCUGAUGUAUUUGUUCUAUUGAGUGGUUGGGGUUUGUUGAACAUUUAUUCUGACAUCCUUUUCUGUAAUUAUUUAAUCUAUAUAUAUUGCUUAAUGUUUACUCUUAA
This is a messenger RNA of Pistacia vera, 1720 nucleotides long. Its product is annotated as glucan endo-1,3-beta-glucosidase 12-like. NCBI's taxonomy places the organism in Eukaryota, Viridiplantae, Streptophyta, Magnoliopsida, Sapindales, Anacardiaceae. The coding region runs from base 60 to 1499 and encodes 479 amino acids. Gene Ontology annotation, molecular function: hydrolase activity, hydrolyzing O-glycosyl compounds. Gene Ontology annotation, cellular component: plasma membrane. Gene Ontology annotation, biological process: carbohydrate metabolic process. The record is from RefSeq and is a predicted model, not a curated record. The transcript has 3 exons.